AUGCUCAUCAUCGGACUCACCGGGUCCAUCGCGACCGGAAAAUCAACCGUUGCAUCACUCCUGGCGUCGCCACCUCACUCGCUGCCCAUUGUCGACGCCGAUGUCCUGGCUCGAGAGGUCGUCGAGCCCGGCACAAGAGGCUACCGUGCCAUCGUUAGGCACUUUGGCCCCAUGGCCCCUGACCUGCUUCUCCCAGUCUCGGACACCAUGCCGGAGAAUGGACCCAAUGGCAAGGGGCGCCCUUUGAACAGGGCUGUCCUGGGGCGCCUGGUCUUUGGUGACGAGCCUCAGAUGCAGCAGAACAGGGCGGUGCUCUCUGGGAUCGUCCAUCCAGCUGUACGGCUGGGCAUGGUCAAGAAGGUGGCGUCGUGCUACUUGCAGGGCUAUUGGGCAGUGGUGCUGGAUGUGCCGCUUCUGUUUGAAAGCCGUCUCGACAGGUUCUGCGGGACGACAAUGGUGGUUGCUGUGACUGAGCCGGAGACGCAGCUCAAGAGGCUGAUGGACAGGAAUCCAGACCUCAGUAGAGAAGAUGCCGAAAAUAGGGUCAAGAGUCAGAUGGAUGUGCGGCUCAAGGCGAAGAGAUGCCUGUAUGCGGGCGAGGGAAAGGGAGUGGUGCUUUGGAAUGACGGAUCCAAGGACGAGCUCAAGGCGGCUUUGGACGAGGAGAUGCGCAAGCUGAAGGAGGCCAAUCCAGCAUGGUGGGCGUGGUUGAUGCUGGGAUUCCCGCCAUUGGCAGUGGCAUUGGCAAGCUGGAGGUUUUGGCAGAAUGUCAGGGUGGAGAGACAGUGGAGGGAGAUGCAGGAGAGAGAGGCGAAGUCAUCUUGA
Molecule: messenger RNA, 825 nt
Organism: Trichoderma reesei QM6a
Lineage: Eukaryota; Fungi; Ascomycota; Sordariomycetes; Hypocreales; Hypocreaceae
Exons: 1
Coding region: 1-825 (274 amino acids)
Biological process (GO): coenzyme A biosynthetic process
Molecular function (GO): ATP binding; dephospho-CoA kinase activity
Source: RefSeq, a predicted model, not a curated record